GUUCACAUACAUAUAACAGUCCUCCUCACCCAAUUUAUACCUCUAAUUCCACAUCGACACCCUCAACCCUCUCUUUCUCAAACCAACCCCCCCAAUUGACCUCCACCGAAAACAAGAAAGAGAAAAAUGGAGCCCAUCUCCCCACCCCCAACCCUAACCCACCUCUUCACACUCCGGUGCGCCGUCGACCCACCCCUCGAAAUCGGCACGGGACCGUACGGCCGUCGCCGCUGCGUGCCCAUCAAGUCUGGUACCGUGAGGGGGAAGUAUCUCGUGGGAGAGGUUGUUCCGGGUGGAGCGGAUUUUAUGCUAGUCGAAGAGAACCAGACGACGCAUGUGAAUACGAAUUAUGUGAUUAAGAGUGAGGAUGGGGCGUAUAUUUAUGUGAGGACGGAAGGAACCCGGUCCGGUCCCCCCGAAGUGCUAAAAGCGUUGAUGGAAGGCGAUGGUGUCGAUCCGGCGAGUUACUGGUUCCAUCUGCAUAUCAAACUGGAGACAGGACAUGAGAAGUACCGGUGGAUGUCAAACCGGGUGAUUGUGGGACGGGCGACGAGGGCGAAGGGGGAGGUUGCGUAUGAUGCGUAUUUCUUGGAGAAUUUGUCAUAA
Molecule: messenger RNA, 606 nt
Organism: Aspergillus neoniger CBS 115656
Lineage: Eukaryota; Fungi; Ascomycota; Eurotiomycetes; Eurotiales; Aspergillaceae
Product: DUF3237 domain-containing protein
Exons: 3
Coding region: 127-606 (159 amino acids)
Source: RefSeq, a predicted model, not a curated record